Molecule: messenger RNA, 588 nt
Organism: Vicugna pacos (alpaca)
Lineage: Eukaryota; Metazoa; Chordata; Mammalia; Artiodactyla; Camelidae
Source: RefSeq, a predicted model, not a curated record
ACAGGGGUGAAGCCGUACGAAUGCAACGAGUGUGACAAAGCCUUCAUCCAUUCGUCAGCUCUCAUCAAACAUCAAAGAACUCACACGGGAGAGAAACCCUACAAGUGUCAGGAGUGUGGGAAAGCCUUCAGCCAUUGCUCUUCCCUUACUAAACAUCAGAGAGUUCACACCGGGGAAAAACCAUAUGAAUGCAGCGAAUGUGGGAAAACCUUUAGCCAGAGCACACAUCUUGUUCAGCAUCAGAGAAUCCAUACUGGAGAGAAACCCUACGAGUGUAAUGAGUGUGGGAAAACCUUCAGCCGGAGCUCAAAUUUUGCCAAACAUCAAAGAAUUCACAUUGGAAAGAAGCCGUACAAAUGUAAUGAAUGCGGAAAAGCCUUCAUUCAUUUGUCAGCUCUUAUUCAACACCAGAGAACUCACACUGGAGAGAAACCCUACAGAUGCAGUGAGUGUGGGAAAAGCUUUAAGUGCAGCUCAUCCCUCAUCAGACAUCAGAGGAUUCACACUGAAGGGUAGCCCUGAGAAGUUCCUGAAUGUGAGAAAAUGUAAGUUGGUCUUGUCUCUGUGUUCGAUCCCUGAGUGUUUAGG